Messenger RNA from Malania oleifera, 675 nucleotides. RefSeq lists its product as uncharacterized. The record is from RefSeq and is a predicted model, not a curated record. The transcript has a single exon. NCBI's taxonomy places the organism in Eukaryota, Viridiplantae, Streptophyta, Magnoliopsida, Santalales, Ximeniaceae. The coding region runs from base 1 to 675 and encodes 224 amino acids.
AUGGCUGGUUCUUCAACCUUGAGGGAAUUCGCUAUGGAUUUUGUCAAACUUGAACGGUUCGAUGGAAGUAAUUUCAAGUGUUGGCAGAAAAAGAUGCAUUUUCUUCUUGUGGGUCUCAAAGUGAUGUAUGUUCUGACCACCCCCAAACCUGCUAUGAACGAGAAUGAGACUUUGGUUGAAGGAUGUGCAAGACUUAAAUGGGAACAAGAUGAUUAUAUAUGCAAAGACCACAUUUGCAAUUCAAUGUCAGACAAUAUGUUCGAUCUGUAUCAAAAUAUGGCUACUACAAAGGAGUUGUGGGAUGCACUUGAGGCUAAGUAUCUCACAAAUGAUGCGAUUAGUAUGAAAUUUUUUAUUGAAAAUUUUUUUAAUUAUAUCAUGGUUGAUAAUAUGUUUGUUGUAGAGCAGUUUCAUGAAACUAUGCAUAUCCUUAACCAGUUUAAUCAACAUAAUAUGAAGAUGGAUGAAUGCAUUUCUGUUUCAUCUAUUAUUGAUAAGUUAAAUCCAUCUUGGAAAGAUGUUAGAAAAUUUUUGAAACACGGGAAGGAUGAUAUGUCUCUUGAACAACUGGGCCAACAUUUCCAAAUUGAGGAAGUGUUGAGGCAGAACCAAAAAGGUGCAGAAGAGCAUACUUCCAAAGUGCAUAUGAUGGAAGAAAGAGGCAAUUCUAAAUAG